AUGGCCCGUCCAAGGUUCGACGACGAAGGAAAUGAAAUCUUUUCAGGAAAAGUAGGAGUGUUUCCUCUUGUCACCCAACAACCAGCUUUGAGGCGAAGUCGAAAUAGAGAAGCCGGAACAUUGGAGGUCAAACCAGUUACAUCUGUAACAAGAGAAAUCAUAAGGGAAUUUUUACUUGCAAAGGUUAUUCCAAAAAUUUGGGAAGUUUGGCCAACAGAUGAUUCAAGAAGUACUAUCUUUAUCCAGCAAGAUAAUGCUAGAACACAUGUUGAUCCUAAUGAUGUUGAAUUUCAAGAAGUUGCUUCACAAAAUGGAUUCGACAUCAGAUUAAUGUGUCAGCCAGCAAACUCACUGGAUUUUAAUAUUUUGGAUCUUGGUUUUUUUAGAGCUAUUCAAUCAAUGCAAGAAAAGAAGAAGACAAACAACAUAGCUGAACUCAUUCAAGCUGUUGAAAUGUCUUUUGCUGAAUACUCAUCAGUUCAUGUGAAUCGUGUUUGGAUAACAUACCAAUUAUGUAUGGUUGAGACGAUGAAGGUUCAAGGAUCCAACAAAUAUAAGAUCCCACGUGUAAAUAAAGCAAGGUUGGAAAGAGAAGGUUGUCUUCCUAAGCAAAUUACUUGUGAUCCAGUUCUUGUAGAAAAUGUCAGGAGUCAACUUCAAUCGUGA
This is a messenger RNA of Salvia miltiorrhiza (redroot sage), 666 nucleotides long. RefSeq lists its product as uncharacterized. The coding region runs from base 1 to 666 and encodes 221 amino acids. The record is from RefSeq and is a predicted model, not a curated record. Gene Ontology annotation, molecular function: nucleic acid binding. The transcript has a single exon. Lineage: Eukaryota; Viridiplantae; Streptophyta; Magnoliopsida; Lamiales; Lamiaceae.